CGAUCUCACAAUGCAUGGUGAAAACCAUCCGCCGCCAACACCACCGCAACCGCCGCCGCCAACACCACCCAUCGGGCCCCGGCAAUGCGCUUCUGCCGGAGUACAUGGAGUGCUGCUGUAGCUUCAUGCAGAGAUGCAGCAUAACAGCGGAUGAUCGUGGAAGCAUCGCCCGUUCGUCAUGUCGUAUGUCGGCUUGGUGGAGACGCGAUUGGGUAUACUUUCAAUGUCGAUCGAUUUUGUCCUUCAUCUAUUAAAUCGUGAGCUUCCAUGCAUAUAUAGCUUCCUUCUGGCGCCCCCUCCACUGUGUGUGUAUAUACAUUCGAAGGCCAUUGUGGUUUUCCUCGCUAGAACCUCAUCUUCCCUUGCCUGUCUCCUCUGUGUACGCUUGUCCGAGUCUUGAUACACGACGCGAGAGUCCACGAUGGCGUUCAUGAAGGAUCGGUAUUUUGGGGCCCGGGGUGGCUGGUUGACCUUUUGGUUGACCGUCGCCUGUGGUACUGAUAUGACUCUAUUCGGCUACGAUCAAGGUGUCUUCGGCGGCGUCAUUGUCACCGACGAUUUCCUCCAAACCCUCGGGAUCGUGGGAAACACUUCCCUCCAGGGGACCAUCACCGCCAUUUACGACAUCGGCUGUUUCUUCGGCGCCAUCAUGGCGUUUGUCAUCGGCGAUAUGAUCGGUCGAAAGAAGACCAUCCUGCUCGGCACCACGAUCAUGUCGGUUGGCGCGCUGCUGCAGAUUACGGCAUAUGGUGUCCCGCAGAUGAUCGUGGGCAGAAUCAUUGCUGGAAUUGGAAAUGGUUGCAACACUGCUACCGCACCGCCGUGGCAAGCCGAGACCUCCAAAGCCGCGUGGCGUGGAAAGCUCAUCGUCAUCGAAUUGAUCCUCAACAUUGCCGGAUUCAGCUUAUCCAAUUGGGUCACCUAUGGAUUCUCCUUUCUUCCAGGCGGCAUCGCCUGGCGCAUCCCCCUGGCGCUGCAAUUCAUCUUCAUCAUCAUCCUCUUCGCCACCGUCCCCUGGCUCCCAGAAUCCCCGCGCUGGCUGGUCGCACAGAACCGCAUCGACGAAGCCGAACUCAUCCUCGCCGACAUCGAGGGCACCACCAUCGAUAACCCCUACGUCCAGACCGAACUCAAGGAGAUCCGCUUCACCACCGCCUACGAGCGGGAACACCAAGUGCGAAUCCGCGACCUGCUCCGAGGAAAGAAGAGCGCGACCGCGAGCGCGGGCUCGGGGACGUUGAGACGGUUGUUUUUGGGGAUGGGCGCGCAGUUCAUGCAGCAAUUCUCCGGAAUUAACGUCACAUCCUACUACCUCCCCACCGUCCUCAUCUCCUCCGUCGGCUUCGACAACAAGAUGGCCCGCCUCCUCGCCGCCUGCAACAGCGUAUCGUACCUGCUCUUCUCGCUCAUCGGGAUCCCCAACGUCGAGCGCUGGGGUCGCAGGAAGAUGCUCAUGUACGCCGCGCUCGGCCAGGGGUGCUGUUAUCUGAUGAUCACGGUCCUGUUGCGGUAUAACGAAAUGCCUGGGUAUCCGCAUACCAAGGAGGUCGCCAGUGCGAGCGUCGCGUUUUUCUUCUUGUAUUACGUCUUCUUUGGGAUCGGCUUCCAGGGAGUUCCUUGGCUCUAUCCCGCUGAAAUCAACGGCCUCGCCAUGCGCAACAAAGGUGCCGCUUUAGAUAUAAAAAACCUCCCAGCUAACAUUUCUCUCCUCUCUCCACGCACCGCAACGAACUGGCUCUGCAACUUCAUCGUCGUCGAAAUCACACCCACCGGAAUCGAAACAUUGGGCUGGCGCUUCUACAUCAUCUGGACCGUCUUCAACCUCUCUUUCGUGCCCUUGGUGUACUUCUUCUACCCGGAGACCGCCGCCCGCACGCUCGAGGAUAUCGAUCAGUAUUUCAGGGAUCACUCGAACAUUCUCGUCCAUCGCGACCCGGAAGCCACGAGUGCGAAGCGACCUGCGUUGUAUAUCGAGAAGGAGGAAGGCGAGGUUCGGAGGAGAAGUGUUGGGGGUAGUGUCAGUGGCACGGCGGCGGCGAGGAGGGAUGGGCCUGGUGGUGGUGAUGGGGAGAAGAAGGCGGCUGGUGGAGAUGAUGGCGGUGUGGGAAGGGAGUUCAAGGAGGUUGUUUGA
Molecule: messenger RNA, 2131 nt
Organism: Dissoconium aciculare CBS 342.82
Lineage: Eukaryota; Fungi; Ascomycota; Dothideomycetes; Mycosphaerellales; Dissoconiaceae
Product: general substrate transporter
Exons: 8
Coding region: 422-2131 (569 amino acids)
Biological process (GO): carbohydrate transport; transmembrane transport
Cellular component (GO): membrane
Molecular function (GO): carbohydrate:proton symporter activity
Source: RefSeq, a predicted model, not a curated record